This is a messenger RNA of Fraxinus pennsylvanica, 642 nucleotides long. The record is from the annotation of a GenBank genome assembly. NCBI's taxonomy places the organism in Eukaryota, Viridiplantae, Streptophyta, Magnoliopsida, Lamiales, Oleaceae.
AUGUUCAAGUCAAAUGAUUUUUUACGGAAACAGACAGCACUUAAGGGUGAGAGGAAAAUAUCUGUUCUCGUUGGCAUUGUUAUUCUCUUAGCGGUUCAUGUGGUUGGGUUUUACUGGUGGUACUGGAGUGAUGAUCUUCUAUAUCCAUUGGUGAUACUUCCACCAAAGCCUAUACCACCUUUCUGGCAUGCUAUAUUCAUUAUCAUGUUGAACGAUACACUGGUCCGUCAGGCUGCAAUGAUCUUCAAGUGCUUUCUAUUGUUGUAUUACAAGAACAGCAGAGGCCAAAACUAUCGUAGGCAGGGUCAAAUGCUGACUUUGGUUGAGUACCUACUGCUGCUUUACCGUGCUUUGCUGCCAGCUCCUGUAUGGUAUCGUUUCUUUUUGAAUAAAGAAUAUGGAAGCCUUUUCUCAUCACUGAUGACGGGGUUAUACUUGACUUUCAAACUCACCUCGAUUGUUGAGAAGGUUCAAUCUUUCUUUGCUGCCUUGAAAGCAUUAUCAUGUAAAGAUAUCCAUUAUGGAGCUUAUGCAACAUCUGAACAGGGGAUUUGUGUGCCAUUUGCCAGGAAAAUAUGCACGCUCCAAUCUUCUUGUGCUGUAAACACAUAUUUUGUGAGGAUUGUGCGUCUGAAUGGUUAG